Messenger RNA from Serpula lacrymans var. lacrymans S7.9, 1480 nucleotides. RefSeq lists its product as uncharacterized. The record is from RefSeq and is a predicted model, not a curated record. Lineage: Eukaryota; Fungi; Basidiomycota; Agaricomycetes; Boletales; Serpulaceae. The transcript is spliced from 4 exons. The annotation marks the transcript as partial.
GAUUCGAAGGCUGGGAUCGAUCCAUCGCGGAACAAUCACUACUUCUUGAUCCCAAACUGGGGUCUUUACGAGGUCGUUGACUUACUUUGUCGUCGCCAAUCUAUUCGGGGUCGUGUCACACAUGUUUAUCAUCUGAGGAAGGUCGAUGACGCGAAAAAGAUAUUGGAUGAUCCACUCAGCAAUGUCAUAGACCUUACGAUAGAUAUUUCCACCGCUCGAUAUCCCACCUCCACUUCACGCCCGCGCACUGAAGGCAUCGUACCUUCUUCUAAUCGAACCUCUACCGUCUCAAGUAUUGGGAAACGAUCACGCGAACAUGCCGUUGAAACUGGAAGCAGCAAGCGCCACAAGUCAGGCUCUGCUCACCCAGCAAACAAGCAGAAUCAAGGCUCCGAGAAGCUUGAAUGGCAAGGAAUUGAUCGCAACGAUGAAUCCCAUCUUUUCCCAACUUACCAGCCUUCGCCCAUCCCUGAACUCGACCUCUGUCCUCCGCCGCCUUCCAUGAUCCUGAAAGAUUCAUGGCCUUUGGACGGCCAUGACGAGAUUGAAGUUUUUCGUUUCACUCAAGGAGAGAUGGGAAUACCUGAAGUUUACGCCCAGUACACAGUUGAACAUGGUAAAAAGGGGGCGUGGGUUGAGGAGGAGAUUAGAAAAAUAUUUCUUCUGGAAGAAAUAGAAUUCAUAUACAAGGGGUCAAAAGAUACACCAUCGAAGGGACCCAACAGUCAGGCGGAGAAGGAAACACAAUCUAAGAUGGAAGAUCAGGAGGAAGACGUGAAGAUGGAAAACAGAGUACAUAAGCGACUGAUAUUGAAAACGGAGUGCUGUAAGUUCCAGACGGCUGCGGGGCCGUACCAAUUCUUAGAAGGCAUGUUCCAUGGAAUGAUGGGCCACUAUAAUAUGUAUAAGGAUGGAUGGCUGCACCGCGAUGUCAGCGAUGGUAACGUUCUAUUGUUACCAGAGCCCGAAAUACGAAAGCCCCUGACACGGUUCGAAUGCACCAAGAACUUGACAAAAUGCGUGGGCGUGAUCUCUGACGGCGACCAGGCAAUCAGAUGGCGAGAGCUUGAUCGCAAGCUUGAGAAACAUCGUUCGGGAACACUCCCUUUCAUUUCUAGGCGGAUGCUGAACAUGUGGAAUAAAAAUCAACCCGUGCUUCAUACAUUUGCGGAUGACUUGGAAUCUUUCUUCUGGGUGAUAUUAUGCGUGUUGUUGAGCGUUGGCCACGAACGCAAAAGUUUAACGGAGGACGAGAGGUUGUGGCUUUUUGAAAUACUCGCUGCAGACGAUCCUGGCUCUAGCGACAAGACUAAAAGAUGGGCGCUAUCGAUGCUGGAGGCUUCAGUCCUGAGAACAAAACACAAACUUUCCCCUGUUUUGAAGGUUUUCGUACCCUUUUUCACAGACAUCAUACCGUUCAUGAACGAGGCUACGGAGGCUGCUGAUGAGCUCAAUUCAGACAACUUGGUUGAAUCUCUAA